Salvia miltiorrhiza (redroot sage) is the source of this 1063-nucleotide messenger RNA. RefSeq lists its product as uncharacterized. The record is from RefSeq and is a predicted model, not a curated record. The transcript has 9 exons. The coding region runs from base 125 to 853 and encodes 242 amino acids. NCBI's taxonomy places the organism in Eukaryota, Viridiplantae, Streptophyta, Magnoliopsida, Lamiales, Lamiaceae.
AAUGAGAAUAUGCGGCGAGAGUGGUCCAGUGUGAAGACAAGACGUGGAUUCAUGCCAUUCCCAUAUCUUUUUCUUCAUUUCUCCAACUUACAAACCAAAUUCAAAGCUCCGAAAGCUUUCAUCAAUGGCGGUAGCUUCGCUUGCAAUCGGGCUGAGAACGGCGUUCGUGGUGCUCGGAUGUCUAGCCACCGCCACUGUUAUCUACACUGUCGUCACCGAUGGCCUCCCUUUCCGCAAAGAACUCCUCACCCCGUGGAUGGCAGCAACCUUGGUUGAUUUCUAUAUCAACAUCCUAGUCAUAGGGGUGUGGAUAAUCUACAAGGAAUCUAACUGGAUUUUGUCUGUAAUCUGGAUAGUUUUGCUUAUAUGUUUUGGAAGCAUCACCACGUGUGCCUACAUCGUUAUGCAGUUCCUAAAGCUGACUCCUCAAGAAUCACUCUUAGAUCCUAUAUACUUUGUUUUGCUCACAAACAAGAAAAGGGAGGAAGUGGAGUCGAAGAAGAGUAUACUAUCCGUUGUAAGCGCAAGGGUUGUUUUCUGCGUUUUGGGCUGUCUUAUGCUGUCUACUUUGGUGUACACCAUCUCCACCGAUGGAUCUCCAUUUCGCCAAGGGGUUUUGACUCCGUGGCUGUCAGCGACGCUUGUUGAUUUCUACGUUAACGUGAUUGCUAUAUCGGUUUGGGUGGCGUAUAAGGAAUCAAGGUGGACAAGAGCAGCGUUAUGGAUCAUUUUGUUGAUAUGCUUGGGAAGCAUUACGACCUGCGCUUAUGUUGCCUUACAACUUUUCCGUAUCUCGCCUCAAGACCCCGUCUACCUCGUCCUCUUCAGCUCCAGCAGCAGUUUACGCGACUGAAUCUUCCCGAGCAUUCAACAGAUCUUUUCUUGACGAUGGUAGGGCAGUAAACGGCUAUGAAGGAACACCACAGACGGAAACAUAUACUAAGCUUGUUAGGUGAAAGAGAAAUUUUGAAUAAGAUAUAAAGGUCAAGAUAAACGCAUAAGCUUGUGGCGAAGAAUUUUUUUUUCAUGUCGAUGUGAAUAAUAAUGUGUAUCAUUUGUGAAA